This is a messenger RNA of Strongylocentrotus purpuratus (purple sea urchin), 4849 nucleotides long. Its product is annotated as transcription termination factor 4, mitochondrial-like. Gene Ontology annotation, cellular component: mitochondrion. NCBI's taxonomy places the organism in Eukaryota, Metazoa, Echinodermata, Echinoidea, Camarodonta, Strongylocentrotidae. The transcript is spliced from 4 exons. Gene Ontology annotation, molecular function: double-stranded DNA binding. Gene Ontology annotation, biological process: mitochondrial ribosome assembly; regulation of DNA-templated transcription. The record is from RefSeq and is a predicted model, not a curated record. Bases 140 to 1588 code for a protein of 482 amino acids.
GCUAUGCUGAGCUUAGCUGAAGCACCAGUAGGCAGUAGACUAGAGAUAAUAUAAGAUAUCGACGAUUGUACUACCGAUUCUUGCGCAAGUACAGGAACUUGUAUUGAUGGAGUGAACACCUUUAGUGCGAGCGAAUGUGAUGUUGGCUACGAAGGGACUACCUGUGAAACAAGGAGAGCUAGAAGAUUGUAAGACAACCAUCAUGGCCAGUAGCUAUUUGACCUUGCGUGUCCUUUCAAGACAGAUGCCUUUCUUUGGGAAGCUGCAGAGAUGUGUCCUCUCUUCUUGGUCAUCAAAUUACCGCACAGCUGUUUCUGCAAGUCACUUUCAUCAUUCUACAAAGGGAAAACUACACACUGCUGAUAAUAUUUUAGAGAUCACAUGCGUGUUAAGAAAAAGUAGGAUGUUUGCCACAUGUAGUACAAGUUAUCCACUUUUUAUGGACAGAAGAAUUUUAUCCAUGUUCCACAAAGUUGGGAAACUAAAAUGUGGACGGGCUAUUGCACAACCAGCACCUUUUGCCUCACAUUUCAGUAGCACCAGUGCAAGCUACAGUGACACUGAACCUGCAGUUAUUACUUUGAUAGAAACUGAAGAUGACUUGGAAACAUUUCUCAGCCAAGUUAGGUCUGUACUGAACUUAGCAGAACCUUCAAAAACAUAUGUAUUGUCCGUGCAGAAUCUCAGACCCCUUGUUCAAAAGCUGGUCCAUCUGGAUUGUGAUUGUAGAAGCAUUCUUGCAAUGCUAGUAGCUAAUCCUGGUAUCCUGUCUGUGAAGAUGGACAAACUACUUAGUAACAUCGACCACCUUCACUUGUUGGGAUUGAACUGGAGACGGUUGAUGAAGGCCCUUGAUGGAAAUGCAUCUCUGUGGAAGGCAUCACUUCAGCAGCUACAGAGCAGGGUCAAGCAGCUGAGGAAGCUAGGCUUUGUGGAAGGACAACUGCAGAAGUUGAUUGCAGAUUGGCCACAGAUACUGACUAUAUGUAGUGCUCAGUUGAAUGCAGUUGUUAAGUUGCUGAUGGAGAAGUGCAGAUUCCCCAGAGCAGAAGUCUUGACCAUAUUAUCUGACAGUCCAGCAAUCCUGAAAGAAGACCUGGAGAGUAUCGAGCUUCGUUUCCAGUAUAGCUACUUCAGGAUGGGUAUCCAGAACAACUCGGACAUGACUCAAGCCAAGAUCUUCAAAUACUCCCUUGAUCACCUACGAUGCAGGCAUCUUAUCCUGGAGAGGCUUGGUCUGUAUGCUGCACCCAACAACAGAGGGCACUUUGCCAUGAAGAAUCCUAGUUUGUCAAGGCUCAUUGAUAGCUCCGAAAGAAGGUUCACAGAGAAGGUGGCUAAGAUCAGCAUGGAAGAGUAUGUAACUUUUACCAAGAUGCUCCUAGAGGAGAUUGAGGUUGAAAAGACCAACAAAGAUCAACAUUCAUGUAGAGCAAUUCUUGAUGAAUUCACUGAUGAAGACAGUCAUUAUGAUGAAGAUACUGAUGACGAUAUUGACUCUGACAGUGAUUUUGAGCUUUCACAGGAUGGUGUCACCGAGACAGAACCAUUUAACUUUGACAAAGUCGAUUACAGAACGAAAAGGUGAUAUUAUACUGUACUACUAACAUUUACAUUCUUUUCUGUUUAUGUUUGAAAAUGCAAAAAUAUGAUAAUUUUACUCUCAUCGUUUGGUGUUCUGCAUUACAGUUUACGAUUUUCUAAAUAUGAUUUGGUAUUGUAAAAUUAGAGAAAUGUGAAGAGCAGGAAUGUACCUAAAUUCAAGAAUUCUUCUUAAGAAGAAUGAAAUCACAGCAUAUAGAUCACUGGAGCAAGAUUCACAUGAUACUACCUACUACAUUGGUGUAUGUCAGUAUGUCAGUAGUAUUUCUAAAUUACAACCCAAGCACUCGUCAUUUUUUCAUAUUAUCUGAUAUCAGAAUGAUUAAAUCCUCUAGUAAUUUAUAGCUGUUGGGUGGCUUGUCUCACCCCGUGUCCACACACAACAAAUUCAUUGUAUAACUAUCGCGAUAUGAUGUAGUUGUGUGUGUGUGUGUACGCUUACUAACGAAAUGUUGUAUAACGAAACGCCAGUCUGGGCAUCGUUUCGAACUGGAACUCGAUUAAGAAUCACGGCAUGUGCUAUGUGUGGACGUAACUAGUAUAACUGGUCGAACUAGAACGUGACCUGACCUCUCAGUUCCGCUUCCAUCUCAUGACCGCAGUAGUAAAACCUAUACAACGUUUUUUUAAUAGAGUUUUGGGAUAAACAAUUUUGUGUGUGGACAUGCUGUAUAAUGUGGUUAAAUUAUAGACAUAGAGCCUCAAUAACUUUUAAAGGGAAAUAAUCCAGCCCUCUGAAGGGAAGCAGAAAUGUUGCAGAAACAGACUGGACAAAAGGUUUAAACAAUUGUUGAAUAAUUAAAAAUCUUUAACAAUUUGUGAAUUAAUUAAUUUUGCAAACUGUCCACAUGGGAAGUUGAGUACCUAUGACAAAUGAGUUAUUUCUCUUAGCUGUAGUGUCAGACAAUGCACCCUAUUUUUUCAGGAUAUAACGUGACUACAGUAUAAUUGAUUUCAACAUUCAUGUAUAGGUAAUAAUAAUAUUGGAUUCUUAUAUAGCGCACGUAUCGACCUUGCAAGGUCCUCAAGGCGCCCCAACAUUUUAAGGAAUUCCUUCGUACCGGUACCUAUUUAACACCUGGGUGCCGCUGCGGGACUGAAAGGUAUCACCUUUUGAAUAAAGAACCUACAUGUAUAGCAGCAGUACUAAUGUCCUUUGGCAAAACCUUAAUCUACAUUUGCCACACUCCACCAACUUUAGGUAGGUUUGGUUUAAAAAUCUCGAGGGGGGGGGGGGGCGUGGGGCAGCACCCCCCCCCCCCAAAGUUCCUUAGUGGUAGUUAUUGCACAUUUUCUUCUUCUUUAAACCCAUGGCUGGAUUCUAUCCUAAAUUUGUAAGAAUCACCUGCAGGAAAGGUUGUUCACUUUGAAUCAAGGAUAAAUAUCUCUUCGAAAUGCCUAGUUACUCUCAUUUUUUAAAUGUCUUAUUCUGAUAGAUAUGAAGUGUAGAUAUGAUUUCAGACCAAAAUGUUGGUAGGGAUUAUGGCUAUACAUUGUAGGAAAUUAUUUUAAUUUUAAUUUUUAUAUCGUAUGUUCCUGGUGCAAAGGGGAUGGGAGCUAUCCAAACUAGGCCCCUAAUUGCGAGGCCCCUACUUUUAUCAGCUCAGUAUUUAUAGAAUACUGUUAUAAAAUGUCACUCAUUAAUUUGCUGCUCUCACUUUUUUGUAUUACACUACAAGAUUCGAAGGUAAUUCUUUGGUCCCAAGGGGUUUGGUUUACAUAUCAUUUUUUUUGUUAAGGUUCUUGUGAUAUUUUAGAUAUUGGAUUAAAAAAAAAAAAAAGUAUUAUUUGACAAAUUGAAGUUUUGGAAUGUUGUAUUUUAAUUACUUUAGUUGUUGUUCAUUUGAGACAAAUUCAAUAUGCAAUAUUGUUGUAUUUAGUGAUACCAUACAUCGAUGUUAUGAUCAUCAAAUCUCACCAAUCCUGUUGCUCUGCUUUAAUCCAGAACAACAACAGGCUACAGUUGGGAAAAAAGGCGGCCUCAACCCUCGAGACGGAUCACAAUGACGUCACAAUGCGGGGAAUUUGACCUACAACAGCUGGGGGUCCAGUAUAACAUACGCGCGGCCUAUUUAUACUUUAAGGUUGCGCUUAAAGGAAAGCUAUGCGCGCAUAAAGUGAUCUUCAGUGAUCUUCAGCUUGCUCUUGAUGCAGUAUCUGAUUACUGUAAAAAAUCGUUUCUUCAAGUUACCACAGCUAAAACCAAAGUUGUAUUCUCUCGUGGUAAAGUUUGAAAAAUUCCUAUAUUCUUGGAACUACUUUUAACUACAACAACAAAUUUCGUAAAGCACAAAUUAUGCAACUUAAUCAAGCUAGACGAGCAAUGUAUAGUCUAUUAUCUAAAACUUAUCAACUGCACUUACCUAUUGAUAUCCUCUUGGAAUUAUUUAAUCAACUUGUGUUGCCUAUUCUGCUCUAUGGAAGUGAGAUAUGGGGAUUUGAAGUGCUACAUGAUCUUGAAAUUUUCCACAUGAAAUUUUGUAAGCAAGCCCUUUCUGUCAACAAAACAACUGCAAAUUGUAUGGUACUUGGUGAAUUGGGGGAGGCUUAAACUUGAGAAAUAUAUCGAAAGCAGAAUGAUAAACUUCUGGUGUAGGAUUGUACAUAGUGGACAGGAUAAAUUUUCUGGUAAGGUGUAUAUUAUCUUAAAAUUACUCUUUGAGAAGAAUAUAUAUCAGGCACCUUAAAAAAAUCAAGCUGACUGGACAAUAUGAGGAUGUCUAAUUUAUGGGAAAUAUGUGAAAAUACUAGCUAUGAGUGGGUCAAACAAACUGUGGAACGUCGAUUGAGAGAUUCUCAUGCUCAGUAUUGGUCUACUUGGAUAAUUCGCAUUGUGUUAACUAUCGAAUCUUCAAACAUUCUUUAUGUUUAGAAAGAUACUUAAUCGAUCACAUUAAAAGAGAUCGGACAAUAUUAAGUCUUUUUCGCUCAGGCAAUCAUUACCUGCCGAUUAUAGCUGGUAAAUAUUCAAAUACUCCAAGGGAAAUAAGGCUAUGUACGCUGUGCAAUUUGCAAUCGCUUGGGGAUGAGUUUCAUUAUUUGUUUGUAUGCCCUACCUUUCGUUCAGACAGAAAAUUGUUCAUUGAUAAAUAUUUCAUUGAAAGACCGAAUACACUGAAAAUGGGUCAGCUUUUUUUAAACUCAAUAAUGUACAAACGUUUAAACUUAGUAAAAUUCUGUCGAAAAAUAAUGCUUCGUUUUCAUUAAUUUAAGUAUGUGCAAAAACAUGUUAUGAGUUCAAUAUUAA